Molecule: messenger RNA, 1055 nt
Organism: Prosopis cineraria
Lineage: Eukaryota; Viridiplantae; Streptophyta; Magnoliopsida; Fabales; Fabaceae
Product: calcium-dependent protein kinase 2-like
Exons: 4
Coding region: 33-1055 (340 amino acids)
Biological process (GO): protein autophosphorylation; peptidyl-serine phosphorylation; intracellular signal transduction
Cellular component (GO): cytoplasm; nucleus
Molecular function (GO): calcium-dependent protein serine/threonine kinase activity; calcium/calmodulin-dependent protein kinase activity; calmodulin binding
Source: RefSeq, a predicted model, not a curated record
UUGAUGCACAUCAAAAUUACCCCAUCCACAUCAUGAUGAGCAACACUUGCUCCACCAACACCACCACCACCAAUGGCAGCCAUGCUGAGGCCGGCUCCGAUGACGAGAUCUUUGCCGAACCCAUGGAGGUUCUAACGACGACUCAUACCGUAGGAAAAGAGAUAGGGCGAGGCAGAACCGGGCCGACGUAUUUGUGUGCACACAAGGUAACCGGCGAACUGUUUGCAUGCAAAACCAUAGUCAAGAUGAAGCUUAGGAAAAAUGACACAGAUGAUGUACUUAGGAGCGUACAAAUCAUGCACCAUUUGGCCGGCCAGCCUAAUAUUGUACAACUGAAAGGUUUGUACGAGGACGGUGAUUCGGUUCGUGUUGUGAAGGAGCUCUGUGCCGGUGGCGAGAUCCUCGACCGGAUCAUUGCCAAGGGUUAUCACACCGAGCGAGCCGCGGCGUCGCUGUUGAGGAACAUGAUUCAAGCCAUCCAUAGUUGUCACACCAUGGGCGUCAUGCAUAGAGAUAUUAAACUUGAGAAUUUCAUGUUUCUUAAUAACGACGAGAAUUCUCCCCUCAAACUCGUUGAUUUCAAUCUAUCUUCUUUUCACAGGCAAGGAGAGAUGUUUGACUUGGUCACUGGGAGUCCAAGUUACGUGGCACCCGAGGUGUUGAAGAAGAAAUACGGCCCAGAAAUUGACAUUUGGAGUGCUGGGGCUGCGCUUUACACUCUUCUUUACGGUGUUCCUCCAUUUUGGCCAGAAACUGAAAGGGGAAAAAUGAAGAAAAUGGUGGAAGGCCAAUAUGACUUGUCAAGUGAUCCAUGGCCAAGCAUAUCUGCUUCAGCAAAGGGCCUUGUCACCAAAAUGUUGAGUUUUGAUCCCAAGCAGAGGCCCACAGCGUAUCAAGUCCUAAAUCAUCCAUGGAUAAAGGAAGAUGGAGAAGCAGCAGAUAAACCUCUUGACAAUAUUGUGAUGAAUAGGUUCAAGCUGUUAAGAGCAUAUAAGUUCUUCCAUAUUGGAGUAGAUUGUAAUAUUGGCGAGAUUCAUCGUCUCUCAUUUAACUGA